Messenger RNA from Hyalella azteca, 659 nucleotides. RefSeq lists its product as uncharacterized. NCBI's taxonomy places the organism in Eukaryota, Metazoa, Arthropoda, Malacostraca, Amphipoda, Hyalellidae. The record is from RefSeq and is a predicted model, not a curated record. The transcript has 3 exons. Bases 118 to 561 code for a protein of 147 amino acids. Gene Ontology annotation, cellular component: mitochondrial large ribosomal subunit.
CCUACGAAACGGAACACGGAGGCACCGUCGCAGUCUCGCAUAUUGCCAGAAAUAUCACCGCGCCUGCUCAGUGAGGAUCGUCGUCUGCUACUGCACUUGAGCCUUAUAUAGAUCAGUAUGGCUUUACCUUUCACUAACUGGGGAAGUGUUUCAAGAUCAGCAGGUUUAUUAUCAGCAUUAGGCAAGCAGGUCAAGUUACUGAAUUACGGUGGCGCCGACAGAAUUACUGUAUCGUUUGAUCCAUUCACAGAAAAGCAACAAGUUUUUACUAUACGAUCAAUAUUAUCAUACUUGAACCAGCAUAAAAGAAGAAUCACCAACCCAAAGUGUGCCCUGAGAACCAACAUUUUGUGUGACCGCAGCUUACCAUCAGUGCAUGUCCAGCUCAUUGAUGGGAGUGAAGUGCUUUUCAAAACAGAAAACCUCACCACACUAGAGUUUUUAACCAAUUUCAACCAUAUGGUGAGCGCCAAGGCUCCUAAGAAGCAGGAAGUUGCUGUGGUCCUCACCAAGGCUGAGAAAGCAGCAGCUGUUGGGGGUGCAAAAAAGAAGUGGAAGUAAUCUACAGGAAUUGUAGUUAUAUACAGGCAUUGUAAUUAUUUCUUGAAAUUGUACAAAACUCUAAACUUACACUACCAGGAGGAAAUUUUGUGCUGUCA